CCAACUCAAGAGGAGUUCCUCCGAAAACAAGGGCGGUUCGCGUUGUGGAUAGUGACGUGGUAAUGAGCAUGGUCUCUGAAAAAACUUUUUUCAAAGACUGAGUGCUGUGGUUCGGUGAAAAUGACUUAAAGGAUUAUGUACACUGUGGGUGCCUGUUUAUGUGAGAAGUGGUGAAGUUAACAGGCAGGAUGUGGUCAUUAGCGCCACUGGUGAUUCGGCUGGCGGCCGUGUCACUGGUGGCGCUGGUCCUCGCUGACCCAGGCCCUGACAGUGUCACAUCAGUCAUAGCUGACCCACCAAAGCGCACCGGCCCAAUACCACGUAGCACGAUCCCUCCGCAGAAGAAGAGGCAACGUCAACGCAACCGCCGUCGCACUACCACCACGUCGACCACAACGACCACGGAAAUGUACGAUGACGACGAUGAUACCACGACUCCUACCACCACUACAGUCGACCCAAGGACUUACGAUCACACGGAGGUGGGCAGCUGUGAAGUACCGUUGGGGAUGGAAAAUGGCAUGAUCUCAAACGAAUCUCUCACAGCCAGUUCCAGCUACGACCAGAGCGUGUCACCGCUUAGUUCAAGGAUAAGGACUGAAAUACGCGGCGGAGCUUGGUGCCCCAACGGACUGGUCACGCCUCGGAGCCGCCAAUUCCUGGAAAUAGAUUUGCACGACGAAUAUCUUAUCACCGCGACGGAGUCUCAAGGCAGGUUCGCCAACUCGAUUGGAGUGGAGUUUGCUGAGAGUUACGCCUUGGAGUAUUGGCGUGAUACACUCAAUCGAUGGGUCAAAUAUAAAGACUUCAACGGCAGUCGCCUUAUACCAGGGAACGUGAAUACAUACACUGCACGCAAAACAACUUUGGAAGCUCCAUUCAUCGCUUCGAAAGUGCGAUUUUUCCCUCACGCUUCUCACCCUAGGACAACGUGCUUGAGAGUCGAAGUCUACGGCUGCCGCUGGAAACAGGCUCUUAUUGCGUACUCGGCACCGCAAGGUGGAGACAUGCAGGAAAUGACGGGCGGUGCACGUUUCGAAGACCUAUCCUACGAUGGAAUCAUGCGCAAAGGGAAAAUGAUAGACGGCCUUGGCCAAAUGACCGAUUCAUUCAUCGGCCCCAAUGACUUCGAGUUACCGGAUCCUUUAGAUACUAGAGGAACUCGCUGGGUGGGAUGGAAUAAAUCAAUGUUGUUAGAGGACGAAGUUGAAAUAACAUUCAACUUUAGCGAUGGUAGAGUGUUCCAUCACAUGGAUAUUCAUACUAACAACAUGUUCACGAAAGAUGUUCAGCUCUUCAAGGAAGCGGAGGUAUACUUCUCCCUUGAAGGUGAACGCUGGCAAGAGGACUAUCUAUCUUACGAACCUAAGCAAGACAAGGUGUCAGAACAUGCACGUAAUGUCCAUGUCAACUUGGAGAAUCGUACAGCAAAGCACAUCAUGUUGAAAUUAAAAUUUCAACACGAAUGGAUUCUUAUCAGCGAAAUCACUUUCGCGUCAGUUCCAACGGUAUUGAACACCUCGGCAGAGUUUUUGGACGAGUACUACCAAUCCGGACACCCGAAUUCCAGGAAGAAACGGAACUCCUCCCUCAGAGUGUCAGUAGGGCUUGCCUGCGGCGCUGUGGUGGGAGGAGGGGCAUUCAUUGCGGCUAUAGCUGUACUGGUUUCUAAACGUACUCGGCGCAGAAUUCCGAAUAUGUUGAAGAAACCAUUUUGCCCCUCACGAAGAAACUCCAACGCUAGGAAUAAUCGAAGUGCACCGCGACUCGCUUUGGCUCUGGCUAACUGCCCACCGAUACAUAUGAUGCGCAGCCCUGCUGUUGUCGAUGAAGACUACCGCGAACCUUACAACAUCUGGCGCGAGACACUCGGACGGCGUGACAAACGGGACCUCUGUGAUCAGAACGAAUACAACGAGAUAUCCGACGACCCAGAGUUUCCGCGGCCAUACUUGAUGAAACGACCGGAUCCACACGAAAACUUCUACGCUGCCACCGAUAUCAUACAUCACCUCCAGAUCUGCGAAACGGAUGGUAUCGAGGAGCUGAGCGACGAGGAGUUGCCAACUGGCCACCGCCGCCGCCUUGUUGUCGUCAAGACUUUAUGGCGAGGCUGCCCUAGCAAUAUCAAAGCCGCGUUUGCCCGCGAAGCUACCUGGGGUGCAGGGUUGAAACACCCGCAGCUUGCUCGAGUUCUUGGUUUGAGCCUCCUAGAGCCCCCGUGCGCAGCGCUCGAUCGCGGAGAUGCUAUUCAUCUUCCGACGAUUCUGAAGAUGGAGCGGAAAUUGAAUUAUUCGAGUUUGAUUCACAUCGGCUGCCAAAUAGCGAGCGGCAUGAAGUAUCUGGAAAAAUUCGAGUUAGUUCAUCGAGAUCUGGCUGCCCGAAACAUCACGGUCACAGAGAAUCUUCACAUUAAAGUGGCCGACUACGCUAUGUUCUGUCAAGAGUUUGUCGGUGACUACCACAUCCUGGCCGACGGAUCUCGAAUACCCAUACGAUGGAUGGCCUGGGAGAGCCUGCUAAUGAGCGUAUUUUCACCAGCUAGUGAUGUGUGGUCAUUCGGUGUCACCAUUUGGGAAGUACUCACAUACUGCUCGGCCAAACCCUUUGAAGAAAUGAACGAUACACAGGUGGUAGCGAAUGCAAGCGAAUGGCGUUCCGGAGGCCGUGGGGCCCGCGUGCCAGCCGCACCGCCGCCGCGGUGCCGCCGAGAACUGUACGAUCUCAUGCACGAGUGCUGGCGCCGAGACCCCGUACAGAGACCUCGCUUCCACGACCUCCACCGAUUCCUGGACCGUAUGACCUUAGGCUAUAAACCACCGAUACGCCGCUAAGCGAUACGCAUAACAACUGGGUUAUGAAUUUGUACAAUUUUCCGGACUAUGACAUAAAGGCCUAUAUUUAUUAUUGCUCAUCAGCAGUAAUGGUCUUGCGUGCAUGGCAGAUGUGAAUUCAGCAUAUGCCAACACAGUAAAGAAUUGACAAGUUUUGAUAAAAUCAAGACAUUUUUUGGAAGAUCUACAUUCUUCAUUAUAUACUCGGUUAUUACAAAACGAACUUAGCGUCGUACGAGCUUUUAACAAUUCUCUGUCAUAAGGUGUUAGAUAUAGAAAGUAGUUCUAAGUCACUUAAAUGCUUUCGUUCGCCACUACCCGGACACUAUCAGACUGCAUUUAUAUUGAUAAAUGUGUUAGGAUAUUCAAACAGUAUUAAUUUCAGUAUUAAAUAAAUAGGUAAGGCACAUUAAUGAUAAAUUUAUACUUAUUUCCAGGCAUCUGCCGCUUCAAUUUCCUUUUACUUGCUGAACUGUGUCUUUUCUAGAUAUACAAUUAUAAUAUAUUUUUAACGUGAGCAAGUAGAUGCUCAUUCUUCUUUUCCAUCGCUAUUUUAUAAAAUAUCGACAAAUCCAUAAUUUUAAGUGGAGUGUCAAUAUUUUGCGACAUGAUGUGGUAUCGUAAUAUAUUAUUUAAAUAUUAUUAGAUAUAAAUUGUAUACAUGUCUAUGUUUUCAAUGUUUCGAUAGUUAAUAUUGAUGAUGUGUUUAUAUUUAAGCGAAUGAGAUUGCCACAUCAUGUGUUGAUAUUUAUGAAACUGACAAUAUUUGUUGUUUAUAUUUUUACUCAAUGCUUCAUAUUGUCAGGGGCAUCAAAAUCUUGUCCUUAACCACGCUAUCCCCAGCGCCCUUCGCCUAGCGCUCCCACGAUCUUCCACUACCACCGCCUCUAUGGCAACCCUUUUUACUAGGAACACUACUGUAAUGCACGAUAACUGUCCCCACACUCUGUGUUAGGUAAACACCGUACAUUUCAAUAGUGUACAGCCUAGUUUGUGUGUCGGUUGUGUGCUAAAUUUAUACCUACAUCUCAUUAUGUUAUGCGAAUUUAGAUACCGCAUAAAAAGCACUUAGUAAAACAAAAUAAAUUUAAUACACAAUCCACAUAUACUCUAUAGUAUCUAUAUCCAAAUCUACUCCUAUUUUUUUAACCUGUUUUAAAUGUUAAGGUUUGUAUACUUCGAGGUUCGAGCCUCUAGGGCAAAAUUUGCCCCCUGUGCUUCUUGUUUUCUUCGAUCAAGCAACUGAAACUGAUUUCACGAACCACCAUGAUUCGUAAAACUGGUACUGGUGAAAAUAAUACCCAGCUGUGUUUAUGGAAACCGAAUUGCAUAUGUACUCUAGACUCCGGUCUUAUAAAUGUUAUAGUUUUAAGGAUACACUAUAUAAUCGAUCAAUGGAUUAAUGUCUAUAAUAGUAGCCAAAUUAUUUCUCUUAGCCCCGAUUCAUCGAGAUUUCUUGAAGACAAAGUAUUGAAGGGAUGUUAUGAACAUAGAAUACGGAUAACUUGAUCCGUUCAAAGGAUGUUUGAUUAUAUUGUCCGAUGAAACGGGGUGACGACUGUUAUAAUAAACAGUUAGGUAGUUUGUUUAUGUCUACAAUGUGUCCAAUCGAUGUUCCCCGAGCUUGCGGCAUAACGAGGUGUGUAUACAGUUUUAUUAUCAGUAAGAAUCAUGUAUGGCAGAGGUAGCCUACUAGUGUUAAUGUCGUAACAGUCAAUCAGUUAUGCUCAUUAUACUUCAGAGAAUAACUAAAUUACUAUUAAACCUGUACAUGAUCCUUGGCACUCAGGAUAUACAUUUUUGUAAUGCUUUAUAUGUUUGUAUUUCUAAUAUGUGUAUAUGUUUUAAUUUUUUUUGACGACCGUAAACGCUACGUGAUAUUCUCAUAAAGCAAUAAAUAGUUUAAGUCAAGUAGUGUGUAAAUAAAUAUGUGUUUGUAAUGUAAUAAUUAAUACAGUAAUACAUAUCCCAUACGUCGGUUGCAGACUUUCGCUUAUAUAUUUUUUAACUUCGGUGCUAAUCCGGUUGUCCAUUGAACUUGAUCUCAUGAUGAUAUGAAAAUUAAUCAUUAAACACAAUAGCAAAAUUUGAUUUGUUAAAAAUUUUACAAUUGAAACACAAACAUAUCUACCAAGUUAAAUUUUACGAUUCUAUAUUCGAAUUCCAAUUUUUUUGGAUAAACAGACUAGCACCAUUGUUUUAAUUUUUUCCGAUAAAUUUGACAUUUAAAUUUCUUUGUUAUUGAGAGCUAAAGAGAAUAUUGCGUAUUAUUUUAGAGCUUCCGCAGACAAAUAAUAAUUAUGAUUAUGAAAUUAUCGUAUUACUAAAUUGCUUGCUAAUUCCAGAAGUCCAAAAAAAACCUCAGUAGCUCAACGGCAAAGCGGUCGAAGUCAUCACCAAGGGGUGGUAGUUCGAUCUACCCGUUGAACUAUUGUCGUACCCACUCCUAAAACAGUCUUUCCCGAUUACUUGGAGGGUACUUAAGAUAUUUGGUCAUACUUAAAAAAUAUGGCAAAUAUUCUUAAUAAAAAAAAUAAUUACUUGAUCAUUUAGUUUUGAAGAAUUGUAUAUCUGCGGGUGCUCUUAUAUUUACAUUGAUUUACUGAAGUGAGAGAUAUAUACGUGGUAUGUGUGUGUAUUUUAAUAUAUAUAUAAUGAUUAUUUAUAUUCUAUAGAUAUAUACAAUUGAGUUGAUAAUUUAGAAAAUACUGCACGCGUAAUGAGGAUAAGCGAUUAAUUUUGUAAAUAUGAUUGCAGUUGAAGAAAGUUCCUGCAAAAAAAUCGUGUAAUACUGUAUUUAUUAUUAUGUUCACUUAGAUAGAUUCAUCACACUGGAGGCAUAACGAGUGUUUGGUUGAAUUUCGACUGCGCUACGCGAACAUUUGACGGUAGAGAAAUAAAUAGACGAAUAGAUACAUAUGUGACAUUCCCUCAAAAAAGUGAAAUACUUAUGCGUGGAUUAUAUAAGGAAAUGAAACAAAUCGAUUCGAAAGGCAAAGUUGUGAUACAAGCAAGCAAUCAAAUAUUUCCUCUUUGUAAUUGUGUUAUAUAAAAUUAUAAAGUGUUACAAAAAAUUACAGAUUCAACAUGUUGCAAUUUAUAAGUAGUUAGAUAAAAAUACGAGUAUACUGGUUAAAAAUUACAGUCAGUUCAGUGCAGUUGGGUGGUCAAUAUCGAAUAUAUUCACGUCAGUAACGAAUAUAUUCACGACAAUAUCGAAUAUAUUCAAGUCAAUAUCGAAUAUAUUUCAACUAAUAACGGCACGCCAGUCAGUUUUCUAUUUAUAUCUCUGUCUACACAAACAUUCGAUAUGUGUCCAGUGAAUUUUUUUAUAAAAAAAAUCAAAAAAGUUAAAAAAGAUCAUCAUCAUUAGUCAUUAUUAGAAAAUUGGCUAGUUCACUCACUUACAUUCUUAGUUAAUACAGAGUAGAUCGGGCCUCAGAUUAAAAACAAAAACGUGAAGCGAAAUUAGAAACAAUAAAAUAUUAAUUUCAAUUUCAAUAAUAAAUAAUAGACAUAACUACAUACAGUACUUACUACGAAAUUAUGUCUUUGGCAAUAUAAAGCUCUAAGCCCAUGGUUGCCAGAGCAUUAUCAUUCUAUAAAAAUGCUAAAAGUUUGCCAGCUAAAUUUACUUACAUAAGUAACUAAGUACAGGGAUAUCCAAUCUGCUCUUGAUGAUAUCUAUAAUAAAGCUGUUUCAAUAUAAUAUACAUAUUUUAUAAUAGUUUGGUAAACUAAAACCACUUUAGGGAUUAAAAGCCACCAAGACAAAGACAUGUAGUCUUCCAAAAUGGGAUUAUAUAAAUCGUACAGUAAAAAUACUUGGAGUCAAAAUAAAGCCUACUUUUCGAAGUCUCCCAAAAAAAAUAUUUCAUACUUUGGCCCGAAGAUUGAGAGUUAAGCAUCACCUUAGAUUUAAACAAUAAAGUUAGUCUAGUAGAGAACUGUGAAACCUGUGAUUAAUUAUUGGAUUGGAUUUGGAUUGGAAAACUAAGGCCCAUUUUCAUUCAACGAGCAGCAAAGUCUACAAAUUCUGAGAAAGAAGUAUAUUUUUCUGCAAGUAAAAUUUCCAGUUAUUAUAAUCAAAAAAUUAAACCGAAAAUAGAGCUUCAGCUCUUAUUCUAACUUAGAGACUAUAAGCAAGCAUGAAAUAAAAAUCCUUAACAAUGAGAAAAUUUCCUAAAAUAAAUCAUAACUUUUGUAUGUACGGGCGAUGCAUCAGCGGGCGAUGAAGUGUGCUAUGCUUGGAGUUUCUAUGCGUGAUCGAAUCAGAAAUGAGGAGAUCCGCAGAUGAACCAAAGUCACUGACGUAGUUUAGCUAGUCGCGAAGCGAAGUGGCAAUGGGCAGGCCACAUGGUUCGAAGAGCCGCUGGACGUUGGGGUCCCAAGGUGCUGGAAUGGUGACCCUGCACCGGAAAGCGCAGUGUUGGUCGACCUCCCACUAGGUGGACCGAGGAUAUCAAGCGGAUUGCAAGAAACCGCUGGAUAGUGGUGGCUCGAGCCCGUUCGUUAUGCUUGGAGGUCUAUGCAAGAGGCUUAUGUCCAGCAGUGGAAGUCCAUCGGCUGAUAAUGACGAUGAUGAUGAAGUUGUAGUUAUAUAUAUUGAAGUAUCUGUCUGACUCAGCAAUUUUCAAUGUAAAUUUUGUUCUGAAAUUCGGAAAUUCCACAAUACACGGGCUACGAAAGCUACGACUCACAUGUUACUAUUUUUCGCCGUUCAAUGAAUUCACAGUUCGCUACUAGACUAAUUAUAGAAAAAUAUUGUCUCAAUCAUCAAUAAUCAUAGUUAGGACAACGAGAUUGUUUUUGAUUCAGACAAAUAGUGUAGAUUUCCAUAUUGAUUGGGAGCAAUAUCGUAGCGUGUAGUCAAAAGAAGCUAUGCUGAAAAAGUUAACCGUGCCUGCAUAAAUCUAAAGAUUCCGGAGCAGCAGAUUUAUGUAGCAAUUGGCUAUAUUUUCUUCUGCUUAUAUAGAUUUCAAUGUUAUAUAGAGUUCAAUGUUGGUUCUACUUUCUUAUGCUUAUAAAUAGAAUAAUGUAAGCGAUUGCAUCUUCUUCUUCUCCUUACAUUCAUGUGAUAGCCAGUUUCUUUUGAUAAAGUGUAAAUACCAAAAUUUGGAUAUAUAUUUUUUUAUAUAGCAACACUAGACAGACCAAGCUGAUAGCCCACCUGAUGGAAAAACCACAAGGCAAGGAACACAUCCUGCAAAGUGCCAUUCUGUAUCCAUCAACUUUAGGCCUAGGUAUUAAGCCUCGUGUGCCUGUAAUUGCACUAGCAACCAUACCCUGUUAGACCGGAACACGGUAAUAGUGUUUGAAGGUAAUAUUUCCCUGGACAAGCUCACAAAAAUCUACUACCAGUAGUAUACUAACAUAACUUUGUCAGAACACAUAGUCACACACAAGAGUUUGUGAGUGAUUGUAAGAACAAUGAUGAUUCUGACAAUAUUUGAUUUUUAUGUCUAUGACGUCACGCUACGAAAUUGAAAUGAUCCUAAUCAAUUAUAAUUAUAUUUAAGGAGUCAAUAAUAGUAACGCUCUACGGUUACGGCGACGGACUCAGUGUCAAGUGGUGGGUCAAAGGGUGUAGUUAGACCUGAGUUAGAUUAACGACGCAUACACUCUUAUACGAGCUAUUUGCACGUUGGAGUGGAAAAGGGAAUGGAUAUGGAUAGUCACGUUUAAGAGACGUGGCUGUUCUUCUAUACUAGAUAAAAUAAUAAUAAAAAAGAGGAAUAUAUUUUUUUAAAAAAAUAAAUUUAAUCCAAAAAAAAUGGCCAGAUGUCUCAAAUGGUAUCGUGUAAGAAUUUACUGAUUAGUAUGUCUUACAUUACCUUUGAAUAUUAGGACAUUUCAUCAUGAAAACUGCCGUAAAAAUGUCCAUUAUGGGCCAUUAUGGUUCUUUGAUUAUUGUUCUUACGGUAGUUGAAUAGUUGAAAUUAAAAUCAAAUGAUAGUUUAAGUCAGCGAAUAAAUUAACUAUUCAACUAUAGCAGUAUAUAAUAUACUCUGUUUUCGUUGAAUAUCACGAGCGUCGUCAAAUACGUUUUGAAGCAUAAUGAAAGGUAUUUAAAUAUUAGUAUUUAAGAUAAAAGAUAAAUUAAUAGGAUAUAAUUUAAUGUAGGUAUACGAUAAAUAUUAUUAUACAGAGUGUAUAAUAAUAUUUAUCGGAUAUUAAAUAUGAAAAAGUAAUGAAAUAAUAAUUAUUAAUUAUGAUUGUGAGAAUUUUUUGGUGAAAUGAAUGGUGCGUUAUUUUGCUGCGCAACACAUUGCGAUAUUCAUUUCCUAGUAGACUAGUAAAAUGUUUAGCUAUAUCACUACUGUAAUAUAGCUAAACAUUGUAAUGAUUACGUUAUUAAUCACGUAAUCACAUAUAUAUUAUUAAAUAAGUUUAAUUGAAAUUAUUAUUAAUGCAUGCUAUUAUUAUUAUUGUAUAACUAGAAAUUUAUAUGACAAUUUACUGAUUAGUAUGUCUUACAUUACCUUUGAAUAUUAGGACAUUUCAUUAUGAAAACUACCGUAAAAAUGUCCAUUAUGGGCCAUUAUGGUUCUUUGAUUAUUGUUCUUACGGUAGUUGAAUAGUUGAAAUUAAAAUCAAAUGAUAGUUUAAGUCAGCGAAUAAAUUAACUAUUCAACUAUAGCAGUAUAUAAUAUACUCUGUUUUCGUUGAAUAUCACGAGCGUCGUCAAAUACGUUUUGAAGCAUAAUGAAAGGUAUUUAAAUAUUAGUAUUUAAGAUAAAAGACAAAUUAAUAGGAUAUAAUUUAAUGUAGGUAUACGAUAAAUAUUAUUAUACAGAGUGUAUAAUAAUAUUUAUCGUAUAUUAAAUAUGAAAAAGUAAUGAAAUAAUAAUUAUUAAUUAUGAUUGUGAGAAUUUUUUGGUGAAAUGAAUGGUGCGUUAUUUUGCUGCGCAACACAUUGCGAUAUUCAUUUCCUAGUAGACUAGUAAAAUGUUUAGCUAUAUCACUACUGUAAUAUAGCUAAACAUUGUAAUGAUUACGUUAUUAAUCACGUAAUCACAUAUAUAUUAUUAAGUAAGUUUUAUUGAAAUUAUUAUUAAUGCAUGCUAUUAUUAUUAUUGUAUAACUAGAAAUUUAUAUGACAAUUUAUUUCUAUUGCUCCGGGUGCUGAUUCUAUGACAUGUGUGUUGCGUGCUAAAUGCAUUUCUUUGAAGUCAAAAACAGAUUUUGAUAUGAAUAUACGAAACGAUUUGAAUAUAGGCAAAAAUACACUCGUACUACUAGGCGCUAUCACGUAGUAUUGCAUACUUCGCGGAGCUGCUUUUUGAUGAAUGAAUGUAUGAAAGAAGGAAUGAAUGAAUGCGACCAUAUCGCAUGACUGUUGCUUAAAACGUUUGCUAUACGCUUGUAGUAUGCUACAAUGUCGGGCAAUAGACCGACUUGGCUUACCGUCAAAACUGGCGGCAUGUUAUGAGUAGAUAGUUACGAGUGUAUUAGUGGGAUGUCAUAGAGAAUCAGUAAGUAAUCCCGGUUUCGUGCUGUAGUAGUAGAUAGUAGAGCGUAAUCACUGCAUUGUAUAUCCUGUUAGGUCUAAUGUACACACCGUCACGUUUGCCGCAGCUCACUCCAAUUUUCACGUACCCUUAAUCCGUUUAACUUAAAAGAAAACAGGUAAGCUAAGGAUAUUUAGACUAAGUAUGUCCUGCAAAAAUGUAUUUCAUUUCAUAGAGUUAUAAUUAAUUAAUCAAAUAAUUAAAUAACAAUUAAUAUUAUUGUAUUUUAACGUACCGAUAUACCAGUUACGUGGGUUGUAUACAACGAAUGUUAAUGUCAUGUAACCAUAAUCAUUCAUUCAGCAAUCGCUUGCGAUCUGCGGGGUUUGACGGGAAAAUAUAUCCUGCCACGUAGACAUAUUCUGCCGUAUUCUGCCAUCUCAUAUACAGUAGACAUCUGUCAUGACCCAUCUCUAUGUAUAGCCGUUAAAAUAUACUAUGCUACUAAGUGAGCGUUGAACGAACGAACCACUCGUUGUUACAGAUUUUGCUACUCAGUGUGAAAUGCUCGCUAAAGAAUGUUACAUUACGACCUGUGACGCUACCUUAAAAUGUGUGUACAUAUUGAUAUUUAUUGUUACAAACAACUGAAAUGUAACACUCUGCAAACCAGUCGUGCCCCGCAGGAUUUGAAUGUCGUGUUCAAUGCUCACAACUCUUCGUUGUUCUCAAAUUUCAAAAUGUGUAUAAAAUAUAGCUGAUCCUCCAUCUAAAGCUCAAAUCUCUAAUUUCAAUUUAUAUUGUUAAAACAUAUUGUGUAUCUUGCGUAUACAUGUUCUAAAAUUAGUUUUAAUCUUAUUGGCUGUAACCGUAUAUUGUAUUUAAUUUUGGUAAUAAAGAUAUUAAUGUGAGUGUUAGAAAAGUGAGUAUUUUCUGUAUACCUUCCUAUUCUACAAGCGAAGGUGUUGAAUAAUCGAUGCCGAUGCAUUGCCAAUUUUCUAUUUUAUCAUUAAAUUAUAAAUAAAAGUCAUUACAUAUUUAAAACUAAACAAAUAUUAUCACCCUAUUAUAUAUAUAUAGUAUUUUUUUAAAUACCACUUUACUAUUGUCAUGACAUUGUAAUUAUUUAUAACACCUACAUAAUGUUAUAUCUACAAUUAUUUACCUACAAAUAAAGGCGUGUAGAUGUGGAGGAGUCCUUUGUAGGAGAACUGGUUCGUAAUGGAUAAUGCUACAAUUAUUACAACAUUAAUCAUUUAGUAUGCAGAGCUGAUGCAAUGACUCCUUUGCAGUGUUGGGACCAAUUCGCACACACUGGCAAUUUCUAUGACACUUAAUCCAGCAUACAUUUACUGCUUCACGUAAAAAAUACAAGUUCGGUACCUAAUACUAAUACAGAUCCUGUUGAGAAUAAACAAACGUAUGAUUAAUACACUAGAAAAAUUUUACGCAAUGAAAUUCUUCAUUUGGGUUUGUGGAGCUGAUUGCUUUGUUAAAUACUAAAAAUAAUAAGAUGAUUCCGCCCACUUAAUACUCGUAAGUUUGUAUCAUCAACUUAUAUGUUAAGUGGAGGUAAACUAGCACGCUAUAUUAUACAUAUUUAUAUUUAGGCAUCUGACGUUAGAGCUAUGGAUAACGACAAUAUCUGCAAAAGCAAAACUCUUUAUUUCACUGGUACGCUGAAGUACACGAAAAUAUUUCAACAAGAGGAAUAAUUAAAAUAUUAGAAAGGAAAAAUUAAAAAAAAACUAAGUGUUACCAAUAUUAGUAACUAAUAUUGUAUGCUCGGGUUGUGUUAAAGAUAAUAAUAUUCACUUUAACAAUAGUCAAAAAAUAGGCGUGAAGUGUGCGCAGUGUCGAAGGAUAUUGUAGGUAUUUUUACAAACCUUCAUGUCUUGAAAUACAAGUAUCUACAUUAGAAAUUAUUUUUCUAUUACUUAAUGCGUAUUCGAUAGUUUAAGACAUCUGGUUUCGACAGGAAUUGACUCUACCCCAUCUCUGGCUAUCUCGUAAUAUAUUUUAUUAUAAUAAUCUCACUAAUAUAUUUAUCAUAUGUAAAUACAAUUAUAGGGAGGCAUUAAUUUUUUAAUGUUAACAUUUAUUUUCGCUUUCAUUAUUUAGUAUCAUAUAAAUAAGAUCAUUUAAUUAGAAUCAAGUAAAUUCAAAUAAAAAAACCUGCUGAACGAGAGAUCGUUCCAAGAUGAUUAAUAAUGUUUGUGAAAUUAAAAUGUAGGCAUUACAAUUUCAACACAUUCCUAAUACAUAUCGACAUAAUGUGAAUAUAUUUUACUGUCCAACAAAUAUGUAAAAAAGUUUUAUUAAAUUUGCCCUAGUAUAAUUUAUUUACGAGUAUAACGCGUAAGUACGUAUUAUUUAUUGUCUAAAAUUUUAAUAAAAAUUUACUUCAUCGAUUAAAAUCACUUAAUAUAUAUUAUAAUCACAAAUUGCAAGAGGUGCAUAUUUUUUUCAAUGCUGCAUCAAAAAGAUGACGUCCGUAGGCUAUGUUACGUAAAAAAUAUAAGUUACAAUGGGAAUGCGAAUGACAGUUUCUUUCUGAGCAGCAAUUUAUGUCACCAUUGCAAUAAACAGAAAUGUAUUUUUAUGUAACACUAGCGGACCCGGUCAAGCUUCGUUUUGACAUAAGUGCACUUAUUCUCUAUCCCUACUCUACCCGUCUAUACCUCUACCCCUACACUACCCUACCCUACCCCUAUCCUACCCCUACCCUACCCUACCCUACCCUACCCUACCCCUAUCCUACCCCUACCCUACCCUACCCUACCCUACUCUACCCUACCCUAUGGGAAAUAGAAAAGGGCAGUUUUUAGGGUUUUCCCGGAAAUUAUUUGAUUUCUUCUCACCUUUUAAACCUUCCCUAUACCUCCACGAACAUUUCAAGACCAAGAUAAGAUAAAUCCGUUAAGCCGUUCUCGAGUUUAAGCGAGACUAACGAACAACAAUUCAUUUUUAUAUGUAUAUAUAUAUAUAUAUAUAUAUAUAUAUAUAUAUAUAUAGAUAACCUUGAGAAACAUUAUCAGACAGUGCCAGACUUCUCUCCGUAAAGAGAACGGAGAUAUGGAGUUUAGACCCACCACGAUGUCAUAAUGCGGGUUAAAUAACAUAUGUUAAUUAUAAUUACUUGGAUUGACGGCAUAAUGUACCCUCAAAAAUCAAAAUUAAAUUAUUACAAUUGGGCGUAUAUUUACGAGCACUUUCGAAAAAUCAGGUAUUAAUAUUAUUAGAUAAUGGUAAUAAUAAUUGGUGGAAAACUUAAAAUUCAGUUUGGAAAGAAAGGAAUACUCAGUAUCUCAUAUAGCCCGACCCAGGAUUCGGACCCAGGAGCUCAUGAUCCGAAAACACAUAGGCUAAUCAUAAGACAGUUUUUGCAGAAGUAACCUAUUAUUAACAAAUAACAAUUAAAACCGGCCAAGUGGAAAUUCAACUCACGCUCGUAAGGUUUACUCGUAAAACUAUAGUGCACUGUUAAACGACAUAAAAUCACGUUUGUCUCUGUCGGAUCUCUAAAAAAGAACGUUACUGUACAUGCAAAAUGUUCAUCAAAUCUAAACGUAUUGCAUCUACAAAUCCAUAAGCCACGCUAAGCUACGAUGCAACGAAAUAAAUGAAGUGAAGGAAAUAUAGGGGUUUCCAUAACUAAAAGCCUACGGACCACAUCUUAAUGUAUGACAUAAGACUAAGUUACAUAAGAAGAAUGCAAAUGCAAACCUUUUCUUUCUGCGCAACUAUUGCGAUAAACAGAUAGACUAUGCUUGUGUAGCAUUACCUUGGGAAUAAUAUUUAUAAAUAAUAACAAAACAGAACGUUUUUUAUGCAUGCAAAAUGUCUAUCAAAUGUAAACGUUUUGCAUCUAAGAAUAUACGCUACGCUAAGCUACGGAUUGUAGCUGAAUGCUACGAAAUAAAAAUACAUGUGCGAUCAGUUUUUUGGUUAUAUUCUAUUCUUGCGAUGACUUGCCGAAAGUCUCUGUUUUUUGGAAGAUAUUAUAUAAUCAUUAAUAUUAAUAUGAUAAAAUAUGUAAAAAUAUCAUGGAAUGCCAUGAUGUUUAUUUAUUUACCAAUUUAUUGUAAGUCUAAUAAUAAUUUAUUUAUAUGAUGUAAUGAUUAACUAGAGUAAAAUAUAAUUUUACUCUAGUUAAUCAUUUACUCUAUAUUUAUAACGGUUUAUAAUACUCUAGUUUAGUUUUAAAUAAUUUAUGAUUAAGUAUCUACCUAAAUAACCCCUCACAUUAAUAUGUAUUCAAAAAUUUAAACAAAAUAAUAAUGAUCGCAUAUUGUGUCUAUGAUGAAAAACGUUUAUUAUUAUUUGGUUUUAAUCUAAAAAUAUUUGCAUAAAUGUCUCGCUCUAUAAAUGAAAUCAAUUCUGUAGGUACCUACGUAAUAAAUAAUCAAAGACUUUUAGGCAGAAAGCCUCCUUUUUAUGUAAUUUUAAAUGUUAAAAUAAAUGUUGAUUAACAUA
Messenger RNA from Bicyclus anynana (squinting bush brown), 14761 nucleotides. Its product is annotated as epithelial discoidin domain-containing receptor 1-like. The record is from RefSeq and is a predicted model, not a curated record. Lineage: Eukaryota; Metazoa; Arthropoda; Insecta; Lepidoptera; Nymphalidae. Gene Ontology annotation, cellular component: signaling receptor complex. Gene Ontology annotation, biological process: multicellular organism development; protein phosphorylation; cell surface receptor protein tyrosine kinase signaling pathway. Gene Ontology annotation, molecular function: protein tyrosine kinase collagen receptor activity; collagen binding; ATP binding.